Eurytemora carolleeae is the source of this 1490-nucleotide messenger RNA. RefSeq names its product myosin light chain kinase, smooth muscle. Gene Ontology annotation, cellular component: cytoplasm; nucleus. Lineage: Eukaryota; Metazoa; Arthropoda; Copepoda; Calanoida; Temoridae. Gene Ontology annotation, molecular function: ATP binding; protein serine/threonine kinase activity. The coding region runs from base 82 to 840 and encodes 252 amino acids. Gene Ontology annotation, biological process: protein phosphorylation; intracellular signal transduction; positive regulation of apoptotic process. The transcript is spliced from 13 exons. The record is from RefSeq and is a predicted model, not a curated record.
GCUGCUGCAAAGUACCUACGGCAGGAGAAGGGGAAGGUUAGACAGGAGGCCAGUAUUCUCAGGAAACUGAUUCAGUCUGCCAUGGUGGUUCAGUUACUGGGCUUAUAUGAGAGCUCUCUUCAGAGUGUCCUGGUUACAGAAUACCUUUCAGGAGGAGACCUUGUUACAAGAACUGCCAGUGAUGAUUUUACAUUGACAGAACGGAAAUGCCAGAUAUUCAUGAGACAGGUUGUCCGAGGUAUUCAGUUUAUCCACAGUAAACGGAUAAUACAUCUGGAUCUUAAACCCUUCAAUAUCAUCUUUGCAAACCCGAACGAUGAUUAUAAUCUCAGGAUAAUAGAUUUUGGAUUAGCGGAACAGUUACCGGGAUGGGAUACCAAAAUAAAGAUGAAAAUGUGCGGGACCCUGGAAUAUAUGAGCCCGGAGGUGAUGGAUUGCAAGUUUGCCUGCCCAGCUAGUGACAUGUGGGGAAUAGGUGUUAUCAGUUAUCUCCUUGUCUCGGGUGGAUUAUCCCCAUUUUGGGCUGGAAAUAGAUAUAGAACAAUGGCCAAAACCCUCAGCUGUGAAUAUUCAUUUGACGCUCAAAACUUUAAUAAUAUUUCACAGAACGCCAAAGAUUUUAUCUCUUCACUCCUAGUUCUAGACCCAGAGGAGAGAAUGACAGCUUCAGACUGUUUAGCACAUCCCUGGUUGACAGAUAACAGGGUUUAUGUUGAAGUCCUGCAUACACUAGAAACUGCCUGGAUGAAAGGAAUCCUCGCCAGACGGCGUUGGCAUCGCUGGUAUCACGCCAUUGUUGCCAUGAACAGAAUGCGUAAAAUGUCAGCAGACAACAGAUGACGCAAUUCCCCGCGUCACAAACCUGACGCGGAUCAAUCCCAAACCAAUGGACAUUCAGGACUGUAUACUUCAUCCCGCCAUUUUACCUCAGCCAUUACGCGACAGCUGUCUCUAUUAAGAGAAAGCUGGUCCCGCCAUUUUGAAACGCUUUCUGAGCGUUAUCACAGUAAACAUACUUGCGAAGAAGUUGAGGGUAACCAGCAUUGACUCGAAUCAAAUAUAUAUUUCAGCAGAUGAUGUUUUGAAAUGUUUAAGAACAACAAAUUUUAGGCAUGGUGAUUGGUGUUCUAUCAACGGUUCGGAGAAGUGAAAAAAUCGAAUGAAAAUACUUUCUGAUAAAACUCUCUUUAUCUACUUAAUAUUUAAUGUUUUUAAUAUUCUCAUUUUCUCAUUGUUAAAUAUUGUUAAUUUAACUUCAAUAUGAUCUAUACUUAAACUUAGAAAGCUUUCGAACUUAAGUUAAGUAUUUUCAAGUUGCCAAAUUUUGCUGUUUUAAUAUUUGUCUAACGUUAUACAAUAUUAUACAUACUGUCCUAUAUUUUGAAUAUUCCCUAUCAAUUUUAUUAAUAUGUUUAAAUAUGUUAUAUAUGUUACUCGUUCGUGCAGCUGUGUAAACCUGUGAAAACUAUGUGAUAUGUUGUACUUAAAAA